This is a messenger RNA of Xylaria bambusicola, 567 nucleotides long. RefSeq lists its product as uncharacterized. The transcript has a single exon. The coding region runs from base 1 to 567 and encodes 188 amino acids. Lineage: Eukaryota; Fungi; Ascomycota; Sordariomycetes; Xylariales; Xylariaceae. The record is from RefSeq and is a predicted model, not a curated record.
AUGAAACUCGCUCUCUUCAUUGCCCUCGCGGGCGUUGCGGCAAUAGUUAACGGGAGAGCUCUGCCUGAAGAGACUCCCUCAAGCGUUUCUCUUGCAACUACGAGCUCCUUUACACUGGCAGCUCCCGAAGACAUGACGAGAAUUGUUGCGUUUGACUCAGCUCCAGUGCCAGUGUUCUUAAUAACAUCGACACCCACCAGCGAUUCCACAGCUAUUAGUAGUAUGACGAGUUCAACUACUAGCACAGUAUCAGCGGCGUGCCCAGUAGUCACCGAGUCCUCAGCGUCUUCGUCUACCACGCCUUGCAUGACUUUAAUCAGUAGCACAAUCACUCAACUCUUCUAUGACGAAACCGGCGUUAUUACACGCUUCCGCACAGAAUAUAUUACGGCCACGGACGGUAGCUGUGGGAGUGCGAUAUCCAUGACUGAUAGCGCCUCGACCAUGAUCACUCUAACGAGUACGGCCAUUGCCUCGUCAACUACUUCGUCACCUAUAUUCCAGUGGUUCACGAAAACAGUCACGCUGACCGUUCCAGCCACCGGCCCGUCUAUCACUCCUUCGUAG